GAGGAAAGAUGGGUCCUGCAGGACACACUGGAGACAAAGGAGACCAAGGGCAGCCUGGCAAAAGAGGGCCUACAGGAUUAGUAGGAAGUAAAGGUGACAUAGGACCUCUUGGUCCAGCAGGACCAAAUGGGGAGAAAGGUGAAAGAGGAAAAACAGGUCCACCGGGGAUCUGUAAAUGUGGGCAAAUCAUACUGAGAUCAGCUUUCUCUGUUGGUAUUACUACAAGUUACCCAGAGGAAAGAUUGCCAAUCAUAUUUAACAAAGUCCUUUUUAAUGAAGGGGGACAUUAUAAUCCUUCAACAGGAAAAUUCAUUUGUGCCAUCCCAGGGAUUUAUUAUUUCUCCUAUGACAUUACACUGGCAAAUAAACAUCUUGCCAUUGGCCUAGUUCAUAAUGGAAAGUUCCGGAUAAAAACAUUUGAUGCUAACACAGGAAACCACGAUGUGGCAUCUGGGUCAACUGUGAUUUACCUUCAACCUGAGGAUGAGGUGUGGCUUGAGAUCUUCUACACUGACCAAAAUGGCCUCUUUUCUGAUCCCACAUGGGCAGACAGUCUGUUUUCAGGAUUUCUCUUAUAUGUAGAUACAGAUUACCUUGAUGCUCUGUCAGAUGAAGAUGACCUGUGAUGGAGAUGGCUACAUACAUCUAAAUGAACAAAAGGCAGUGGACAGAAUCUGCCCAUCUCUUUUUAUAAGCCAAUGCUUUUGUCUGGAAUUUUGUUUUUGUUGUCAAAGGUCACAGAGUAAAAGACUUAUUUUCAAAUAACA
This is a messenger RNA of Protobothrops mucrosquamatus (brown spotted pit viper), 767 nucleotides long. RefSeq names its product C1q and TNF related 7 (gene C1QTNF7). Bases 9 to 626 code for a protein of 205 amino acids. The transcript has a single exon. NCBI's taxonomy places the organism in Eukaryota, Metazoa, Chordata, Lepidosauria, Squamata, Viperidae. Gene Ontology annotation, molecular function: protein binding. The record is from RefSeq and is a predicted model, not a curated record.